AUGGGCGAUGGAAAAAUGAUCCCACACAAUGGCCAGAUGUUCAAUGAAUAUCCUGAUAAUUCCUACCUCAUAAAUACGCCAGACUUUCUGUACAGUUUUAGUGUGUUUGUCACAUUUGUACUUUGUAGAUCUGUGUACCAGCUGACUCAGCUUUGUGUGCCUCACCUGAUCAAGACCAAAGGCUCCAUCGUCAACAUAUCCAGCAUCAACAGCGAAAGAGCAUUCCCUGGAGUCCUCGCUUACUGCAUGUCCAAAACUGCCCUCGAUCAUUUCACCCGCUGUUUAGCAUUAGAACUGGCACCAAAGCAAGUGAGAGUGAACUCUGUUCGCCCUGGUGUGAUCAUUACAGAAGUCCACAAAAGAGCAGGAAUGGAUGAGAAGGAGUAUGCUAAGCUCCUAGCUGAGUGUAAGCAGACCCACGCCCUCGGUCGACCUGGUGAAGUAGAAGAAGUGGCCCAAAGCAUUGCCUUCCUGGCAUCAGAUGCUGCCAGCUUCAUCACUGGAGUCAACCUGCCCAUUGACGGAGGCCGUCACGCCAUGUGUCCCUUUUAAAAUCUCUGUAAGAUGUGUGUCUACUUACUGCCCUAAUAUAGUACUUGAACCCAAGA
Thalassophryne amazonica is the source of this 608-nucleotide messenger RNA. Its product is annotated as carbonyl reductase [NADPH] 2-like. The record is from RefSeq and is a predicted model, not a curated record. Bases 1 to 552 code for a protein of 183 amino acids. The transcript has 6 exons. Lineage: Eukaryota; Metazoa; Chordata; Actinopteri; Batrachoidiformes; Batrachoididae. Gene Ontology annotation, molecular function: oxidoreductase activity.